Messenger RNA from Miniopterus natalensis, 1080 nucleotides. The record is from RefSeq and is a predicted model, not a curated record. Lineage: Eukaryota; Metazoa; Chordata; Mammalia; Chiroptera; Miniopteridae.
GACUGACUUGGUGCAGAUGCAAAAGCCUCAGCCAGUGAAUCCUGAGUUCACUUUAUGGUGCUUCUCUGGACUCCUAGACGUGCUGAACAACUACAGAGGGAGCCAUCGAAGCAGACAAACUUCAAAACCAGUAUUCUUCUGAAAAACCUGGUGUCCACGGCCAGAAAAGCCACUCUGCGGCAACUCCUGAGCUCUGAGGAAAAGGUGAGGAUGCACAAGGAGACGAAGCAGACCCUCCCUAGCUCUCAGGAGCACGGCGAUCACAGGCACUGCCCCACAGAAGGGGCUGCUGAGCAACACGGACGCCAAGAUGAAACCAGGGCUUUUUAUGAGACGCUGCAACUGGUUCUCCAUGAAGAAGACAAAAAAAACUUAGAGAGUCUUAUUAAGGAAGGAUCAAAGAUGUCUGAGCAACUGGAGAAACGUCAAGCUGAAAUGAUCAAAAAGAAGAUGAGCUUAAGAGCAAUGUAUGAUGAGCUCAUGGACAUGUGUCUGAAACCAGACGUAGAGAUGCUCAAGGAAGUAGGAGACAAACUGAGAAGGAUGUUCAUGAAGAGUGUUCAGCUGAAUCGUGACGGCACCAGAAAGAUGAAUUGCAUCUCCCUCCUUACAGGAGUGAGCAGGAGCAGCUGCAAUGCCUCGGCCUCUGCAGCCAGAGCUCCCCGCACGGCCCAUCAGCGGACUGAUGAACAGGCUCCGCCGCUUCCGAGAGAGGGUCAUCGUCACACUCUCUGGACCACUGCCCCAGUGACUGGUCAGUACAUAGAGAACCCCCUGGGCAGGGUUGGUGUGUUCCUUGAUGCUGACGGAGGAAGCGUAAGCUUUGUGGAUGUUGCGAAGUGUUCUCUCAUUAAGCAUUCUCUCGUGAAGGUACAAAAUAAAUCCAUAGACAGAAAGCAGAGGGCUGGAACUCUGCAGAGCCAGGCUGGGGCAAUGAGAGUGUCCUUCCUAGCAAGUUCAGCCCAGCCUCAGGGAUUCCUAGGAGAGCAGAGGCAGGCCAGGGACAUGAGGCCGGCAGCAAUUUCAAGGCCUUACCAGUACUGCCGAAAGUUAGCUUUGGUUGUGAACUCCGAGCCGUGA